Syngnathoides biaculeatus (alligator pipefish) is the source of this 3010-nucleotide messenger RNA. RefSeq lists its product as uncharacterized. Gene Ontology annotation, molecular function: nucleic acid binding. The record is from RefSeq and is a predicted model, not a curated record. Lineage: Eukaryota; Metazoa; Chordata; Actinopteri; Syngnathiformes; Syngnathidae. The transcript is spliced from 8 exons. The coding region runs from base 858 to 1469 and encodes 203 amino acids.
UGGGAGGCCAACACUAUCCAGCCUCUCUACCGUGCCACCCCGUCACAAAAAUAGUAUAGAAUAAUGCUGUACAUGUAGAACCACGUAUGUCUGGCAUUAAAAUGAGAGGCGAGUUCCUUAUUUUGGAGGAUGAAUGUUAUUGUUACCAUAGCAAACAAAUUCAUCGAUCUUUAGAUUCCAAUACGUCACUUCCACACCGGAAUGCAGGUUGUCGUGUAGCGAUGCAACACACCACUUUAUUCCUGCUGUGACCCUGAUUUGAAGGAGUGUUACUGCGGAAACAACGCAGGGUACAAACUAGGAUGCGAUCACAUCUUGGUGGAAACUGCCACGAAAGUUGACUGUCGAAAACUUGUGACUGCAGUAAGAAUGGAUUGUGAGCCACAACCUGUUUAAGGACGGUCAGCAUUUGUCCCUGGUGGUCUGUUGUCAGAGUUCCUAUUCCGGUCAGGCUGCGUAAAUUUUCGAGUUUGUUUUGUCAAGUGCUGUUCAACAUUGACAAUGCUCAGAGACCAUCAUCCUGAAGCAAAUCUUCCUGAAUUUGGACCAAAUGUGAAUUCUCGACAUCGGACGCUCCUUAUCAGUGCUUUAGGGGACUAAAAUCUCAUUUCCUGUCUUCGUGUCCGGUUCGUGUCGUCCUCUUUGAAGCUUCUUGGGGUAUUUUAUCUUAGUUUAUCUUGCUAACAACAAGAGAGACGUUUGUGAUUAACACUUCGCUGAGCAGAGCUCAAGAUUGAGUGAACGUCGUGUGAAAAUGUCUGCAGGAAGAGUACGAGGAGGAAUUUAGGGGCCAAAAAGAAGUGAAGGAGCCACAACGUCAACUAUUGGACGUUGCGUUUAAUCUGCAACCUCGAAUUAUGCUACGAAGAGGUGAUAUCAGUGAAAAUCUUCAUCUGGAGCGGCAGCAGUCAGUGUCCCGUCACGUCAAAGAGGAAGAGAAGAGUGCUACAUUUUGGGGGUUCAUCCGGGAUAUGUGCAGCGUUGAAGUUCAAAGAACGGCAAGCCUGAUGCAUUAUCCCGAAUCCAUGAGGGUGAACGAGCCGAGGCAGAGCACACUCCAAUCGUCCCUGAGUCUUGGUUUGUCUUGGGCUUCACAUGGGAGAUCGAGACCCAGGGUCGUCCUCCAUCACGGGUUACCAACCGACGUGGUUUCGGAUACGGGGCCCCAAUUCCUAUCACAGUUCUGGAAGGAGUUCUGCUCCCUUAUCCGGGCAAAGGUGCUGAGUCCUAGUGCCAUCUGGUUGGCGGUCAUGAGACGCUGUAAGUGGACCUGGAAGCUAGCCAAAAAGAUGCUGUUGAGAAUGGAUAGUACCUGCAAGGCCGCGGCAGAUCGCAAGAUGAGGAGGGCACCGACAUACAAGGUGGGACAACGUGUCUGGUUGUCCACAAGGAGCCUUCCACUUCGGACGGAGUCUCGCAAGCUAGCUCCCAUGUUCGUGGGUCCGUUCCCCCAUCACCAAAGUAAUUGAACCUCCCCCAGUCUGUGAGAAUCCAUCCCACAUUACACGUGAGGCUGCUCCGGCCAGCUCGCCCUUCUCUGUUAGUCCCUUCAGCCAAGCCCCCCCCUGCAUGGUCGAUGAAGGCCCGGUGUACUCGGUGCGUCGGCUCCUGUCGUCCCACCAUAGAGGGAGGAGGAUCCAGUACUUGGUGGACUGGGAGGGAUACGGCCCGGAAGAGCGUUCCUGGAUCCCGUCCCGGUUCGUGGGAGAUCCCAAGCUGAUGAGGGACUUCCACACAUCCCACUCUGGGGCACCUGGGCCGUCUUGGGCCGGCCGUUAAGGAUGGGGGGAAGGGAGGUACUGUCAUGAUCCUGCCGGUCCUAGCCCUGGCUGUGCAGGUCCCCCGACACACCUGCAGUCAUCAGGAGGCGCACACCUGCGCCUCAUCCCCAGUAAUUACCUGCAGUACUUAUAGGACCCAGCAGAUGGUCUGGCUUUGUCAGAUCAUUGCCAUUGAUUCCUCGUUCCCACACUUCCUCACCUCUGAUCUCGACUCCCGGCGUACCAACCCCUUCCUGUCUCCCAACCUACCCCGUAAGCUGGACGUCAUUAUCACCGCUGCUCUCGUGGACUGCCUGCCUGGUUACCGAGUCUGGACUGAAUAAAGAUAUUUCCCGAACUGCCCCCACGUUUCCCGAGUUGUGCAUUUGGGUUCAACGCCGCAUUCGGGUUAUGACAUUGGGUCCUAAAGUCCUAUAGCAUUUGUAUAGAAUGGUUUUAUAGAAAUUCUUUAGAAAUGUUCUAUGGAAAAAUCUGGAUGGAUGUUUGUAAAAUAUUUCUAUCUAUUACUCUUGCGCUCUUGCAAUAUACUAUGUUUAAUUGAGUUUUAGUUUUGAGAGUCCCAAAUGCCAUAAACACACGCAUAUGGUGUAUAAAUGUCAUUUAUCACAAGAUGGUAAAUGGACUACACUAACAUAGUGCUUGUAUGACACUACCACAGCGCACAAAGCCACACAGUAAUCAUUUCAAUCUAUUCAUCCAUUUUCUGAGCCGCUUAUCCUCGUGGGAUUGCUGGAACCUAUCCCAGCUGUCAUUGGGCAGAAGGCAGGGUACACCCUGAAGUGGUAGCCAGCCAGUCAUAAAUCACAUGAAGAAAGACAACAGUUAAAUUCAUAAUCACGCCUAGAGGCAAUUUAGUCUCCAGUUAAUGCAUGUUUUUUAGAUGUGGAAGGAAAUCAGAGUGCCUGGAGAAAACUCAUGCAAACUCCACAUAGGCGGGGCUGGGAUUGAAGCCUGCUCCUGAGUACUUGUAGGAAUAAUUGUGAUCAUAAUUAUCAUACAUUUGCUUCCAAUAAAGAAAUGCUUUGCUCUACCCUAGAUAACGUGGCAGCCUCCUAGCAGGAGAUAGCAAGAACAAAAACAUCUAAUCAUCAGAACUGUUAGAACUGCUGCCUGUUAAAGAAAUGAUGACCACACAUGUAUUUAGCAAUCUUCCACACAUGCACACGCACGUGAACAGAUAUGUACACCUUGUUUCAAACUGUUUUGCUUGUCGUCUCCUUUUUGUAACA